Molecule: messenger RNA, 1519 nt
Organism: Gekko japonicus
Lineage: Eukaryota; Metazoa; Chordata; Lepidosauria; Squamata; Gekkonidae
Gene: MPZL3
Product: myelin protein zero like 3
Exons: 4
Coding region: 130-471 (113 amino acids)
Cellular component (GO): membrane
Source: RefSeq, a predicted model, not a curated record
CCCCCCCUGUAGAUCUUCCACUACCAGUCGGAGGCCUACCCGGCCAGGGAGGGCACCUUCCGCGACCGUGUCUCCUGGGCGGGAGACGUGGCCAAGCACGACGCGUCCAUCGCGAUCGCCAGCCCGACGAUGGACGACAACGGGACGUUCACCUGCUCCGUGAAGAACCCCCCUGACGUGCAGCACAACCUCCCCCAGACGCUGCUCACCGUCACCCAGCGAGGGGCCUCCUUCCAGCUGACGGUGGCCGGCCUGCUCUCCCUGCUGGUCUUCCUCCCGGCGGCCCUUGUCGUGCUUCUGCUGCUGGUCAGGAUGGGCCGCAAGUCUGGGGCCCUCAGCCGCGGGAAGAAGCUUCCCAACAAGAAGUCCUCCAUCGAAGUCGUGGACGAACUGGAGCACCCGAGCUGCGUGGCGAGGCUGGCCAGCAGGUGCCUGCAGUGCCUGGACACAGACGAGGAAGACCCUUACUGACGGAGGGGCGGACAAGGGCAGCCUUUGGAGCUGGCCACGCUCUCUCCCCCUGCUGGUGAAGGUUUACUCCUGAACGUAUGCUCUUGGGUCGAGGGCAAAGCUGUUGCAAGACCAUCUAAGACGCUUGACCUGGGGGUGAUCAUGGAGACUCUGCCGCUGCUUCUUCUUCCUUGUUCUGAUGUCCUUGGUCUGGGCGGCUCCACUCCCGCCUGGUGGGACUGCUGGCCAGGGAGGAGGGGAGGUCUGGGCAGGGCCUGGGAUGGUGAGGCGGGCGGCUCCUGCAGGGACCCAGAGAGGCGGUGGCUCAGGGAGCCCCAGGCGCCCCUUCCGGGCGGGGCGGGAGAGGAGGCGCCACGUGCCCUUCCCCUCCCUCGCUGCUGGCUCCUGUAGGGAAGCGGGCUGGCCUUCCCACUGGUCUCAGUCCGCCUUAGGCCACGCAGCCACGUCUGGGCCCGCUCUUUCUGGUGGAUGCAGCUUGGCUCCGCGAGAUGAGCUGCAAAUUGCCGCCUGAACUCGAAGCCUUGCCGGGCUCAAGCUCUGCUCCCAGGUGGUGAGUGCUGGCGGGAGGACGGAGGUCUGGGAAGGCUUUGGCACUCUCCCUCCGAGCAGCACCUCCUUCUCCGUGCUGCCCUGGCAUUCUGCCCAGACCGCUGCCCCAUGCUCUGUGUGCACACAGGCUUGUGUGGGGCGGAGCUGCCAGAAGGGCACCCUCUUUCCUGGGACCAAUAAACAUCUUUGUGCCAGCUGAGUCUGCUGCUCCUGUUGUCUGAAUGGGCGAGAGCACCUGAGGGCUGGCUGUGUGUGUUGGGGGAGGGGCGGCCCAUUCUUAGUGUGUCGUGCUUCCCCAGAGCGCCCAGCAGCUUCCUUUUGGGAGGGGGCCACAGGUGAGCCGGGCAAAGCAGCCCCCCCCCAGGAAGCUCCAGGGACCUGCUGGGACUCCUCUGGUUUUGGCAAGCGGCAUCACACCAAAGCCCUUUUGGACCAGCCGCCCUCUGGAGCUGGCCCGUAGCUAACAUGGGGCCCAUGGGGCCCGGCCCCCUAAUGUUUC